Mangifera indica (mango) is the source of this 1440-nucleotide messenger RNA. Its product is annotated as protein disulfide-isomerase like 2-1-like. The transcript is spliced from 11 exons. Lineage: Eukaryota; Viridiplantae; Streptophyta; Magnoliopsida; Sapindales; Anacardiaceae. Gene Ontology annotation, molecular function: protein disulfide isomerase activity. Gene Ontology annotation, cellular component: endoplasmic reticulum. The record is from RefSeq and is a predicted model, not a curated record. Gene Ontology annotation, biological process: protein folding. The coding region runs from base 153 to 1250 and encodes 365 amino acids.
CAUAGAAUGCCACAUCAGCGUAAUAAGGGUCAUGCGCAUGGAAAUUUUGUAGGGUUCACCACUUUUAGCAUUUCCCAUCUGAAAAUUCAACUAAACCAUUGAAAACAAAGACCUCGCAUAUAAAGUUCGAAUUCAGCUGAAAACAAAUACUCAUGCAACAAACAAAGAGAGAAAUGGAGAAGAAUCAGAUCUGGCUAACCUUAGGGACUUUAACCUUGUUGUUUGUAUCAGCUCUAGCGGACGAUGUCGUUGUGCUAACAGAGGAGAACUUCGAUAAGGAGGUUGGUCAGGACAGAGGAGCGCUCGUUGAGUUCUAUGCUCCUUGGUGUGGGCACUGUAAAAAGCUUGCUCCCGAGUAUGAGAAGCUUGGCGCAAGCUUUAAGAAAGCUAAGUCUGUUCUGAUCGGAAAGGUGGACUGUGAUGAGCAGAAGAGCAUAUGCAGCAAGUAUGGCGUUUCAGGAUACCCAACAAUUCAAUGGUUUCCUAAGGGAUCUUUGGAACCCAAAAAGUAUGAAGGGCCACGUACUGCAGAAUCUCUUGCUGAGUUUGUGAAUAAUGAAGGAGGGACCAAUGUGAAGAUAGCUGCUGUUCCAUCCAAUGUGGUGGUGCUAACAGCAGAUAACUUUGAUGUAGUAGUCUUGGACGAGUCCAAAGAUGUUCUGGUUGAGUUUUAUGCACCUUGGUGUGGCCAUUGCAAAAACCUUGCUCCUACAUAUGAAAAGGUGGCCACAGCAUUUAAAACGGAAGAAGAUGUGGUAAUUGCUAAUUUGGAUGCUGACAAGUACAAGGAUCUGGCAGAAAAGUAUGGAGUAAGUGGAUAUCCUACAUUGAAAUUCUUCCCCAAGGGCAACAAAGCUGGUGAAGACUAUGAUGGUGGCAGAGAUUUAGAUGACUUUGUCUCUUUCAUCAAUGAAAAGUGUGGUACCAGCCGAGAUGGAAAAGGACAACUUACAUCAAAAGCUGGUAUAGUUGCACAACUGGAUGCCUUGGUAAAGGACUUUGUAGCUGCCAGCAGUGAUGAGAAGAAGGCAGUUUUUGCCAAGAUAGAAGAGGAAAUUGGGAAGCUACAGGGUUCCAGUGCAAGGUAUGGAAAGAUUUACCUGAAAGUUGCAAAGAGUUAUAUGGAGAAGGGUUCUGAUUAUGCCAACAAGGAGAUUGACAGGCUUCGGCGCAUGCUUGACAAGUCAAUCAGCCCGGCCAAGGCAGACGAAUUCACCCUGAAGAAAAAUAUUCUAUCAGCAUUUGCUUGAUUUAAGUGUAUCAUUGUGUUACCGUCAUCUUACAAAGGAUUACUGGUUAAUUUUAAUCUGUUUGAUGAAGAGGGUGGAUCAGUGCCACUUGAUGAUACUAGAAAUUUGUUUGAGCAGAGCUUUUACUUUCGGUGAUGAUCUGUAGGCCUUGAUUUUAUUAAAUGAGCACACGUGUGCAGAGCUUUUUAUA